AUGGCUGCAACAAAUGCUGAUCUAAAAAUUCAUAUGGCUCGUAGACAUUGGGAUAUAGAAGGACUUGAUAUAUUAAAUAAUUUACCUAAAACAUAUAAAAAAGAAUGGAAAUGUAAUAAAUGUGAUACAGUUUUUCAUGAUUAUUCUGAUUUUCAAAAUCAUAUUUAUAGUCAUUCAAGUCAAACAAAUAAAUUUCAAUGUAAUCUAUGUCCAUAUAAUUGUAAAAGUUUUUCAAAAUUAAAACGACAUAUGCUUUAUCAUCAAGGUCAACGUAAUUAUGAAUGUCCAAAAUGUAAUAAUAAAUUUUAUCAAAUGGAACAUCUUAAACGUCAUUUAACAUCGAUACAUAAAUUAAAUAUUCCACAAAUUGGUCGUGGAAACCGUUUAUUUAGUUCGGAUAUAUUAAAACGGCAUUCGGAUAUGCAAAAUAUUCCACCACCACAUGGAACUGUACCUCAAUGUUAUAAAGUCAUUUCAAAAUGUGUAUUUACAUGUCAAAAAUGUCCAUUUUCAACAACGAAACUUUAUCAUCUCAACGAACAUGUUAAAAGUGAACAUUUACAACUCGAUGAUUCAGCACAUGUCUGUACUUUUUGUUCAUAUAUAACAGAUAAAAAAACGAAUCUUAAACGUCAUUUACAUCAUAAUCAUGCUGGUCAAUCUAAUACACCUGUACUUUUAUCGAAUGAUGCUCUUUUAUCAAAUCCUAAUACAAAAUUUCAAUGUGGACUUUGUCGUCGAUAUCAAAGUAAUGUUGAUGAAUUUAUUAAACAUAUUACAGAAAAACAUCGUAUGGAUGUUGUUAUAUUAGAUUCCGCUAAUAAUGGAAAUAUUCAUCAACAGAUAAAAUCUCGUGGUCGAGCUGAAUUAAUAUGUGCAAGUAAUAAUUCAACACCAUUUCGAUUUGAUGAAUACGGUGGUCUUGUUACUGUUAUGAAAAAUCCAAAUGAUACAACAAUAAAUAAUUCAAAUAAUUCAACAACAGAUUUUCUACUUCAGCAAUAA
This is a messenger RNA of Rotaria sp. Silwood1, 1005 nucleotides long. The record is from the annotation of a GenBank genome assembly. NCBI's taxonomy places the organism in Eukaryota, Metazoa, Rotifera, Eurotatoria, Philodinida, Philodinidae.